AUGAGGUCUCGAGCGUCGGUCAAACCGUCCGACUAUCCGUCCCUCCCCUUUCAUGGCAUUCGCUCCAUCAUCUUCCUCUCCUCUCUCGUGGUCGCCAUCAUCCUGGCGACCUUCACCUAUCAUCUUCACGCCGAUGGCUACAAACUUCCUUUUGCAUUUCUCAUCCUUCUCCUCGCCACCGUCCUCUCCCUUCUAACCAUCAUCACCACCGCCCUCGUCAACUGCACCUGCCGUCUCUCCCCCAAACUCUCCCUCUUCACCAACAUUCUCCCCCUCAUCAUCUGGCUCCUCGCCCUCGCCAUUCUAUCCUACAGCAUGUCCGGCACAAUUCUCACCGCAUGCACCACAGAGUACUGGGCUACCGCGACCGGCAUCUCCGUCUGUCGCACCUACAAGACCCUCUUCGCAUUCACCGUCCUCAGCACAGUCGGACAUAUUGCCGCCAUCUGGCUGGAUGUGGUGGUGCGCCGGCGCCAGACCCGUCUUGGGGCUUAUGAUCCCAUGGCGAGUACAGCAACGGUCGGGGAAGAUCCGUGGGAUGUCAAGUUGGUGGAGAGAAGAGACUCGGCGGUCGGAGGACAGUAUGAUGGAGUGCCUCCACCGAGGGAGAUCGGAGAUGGUGCAUCGCGGAUGCGCUUCCAGAACGGGUAUCAUCAUCCCGCCGAACAGACGGGAUAUGAUCCGGCGGCGUAUCGUUGA
Molecule: messenger RNA, 699 nt
Organism: Penicillium oxalicum
Lineage: Eukaryota; Fungi; Ascomycota; Eurotiomycetes; Eurotiales; Aspergillaceae
Exons: 2
Coding region: 1-699 (232 amino acids)
Source: RefSeq, a predicted model, not a curated record